UCGCAGCCGGACCGCAGCCGGCGCGGAGGGCUUGGCAGUGCGCUUCCGGCUCCGGCACUUCCGGCGGAGAUGCGCUGAGUGAGAACCGUGGUACCUGGCGGCCGCCGCCGCGUCCCUGCGGGUCCUCCUGCCGGCGCUGCGGUGUGGAGAGGAUGCCCAAGCUGCAAGGUUUUGAGUUUUGGAGCCGUACCCUUGGGGGUGCUCGACAUGUGGUGGCGCCCAUGGUGGACCAGAGUGAGCUAGCUUGGAGACUGCUGAGCCGCCGCCACGGAGCCCAGCUGUGCUACACCCCUAUGCUGCACGCCCAGGUUUUCGUUCGAGACGCUAACUAUCGGAAGGAGAACCUGUACUGUGAAGUGUGCCCCGAGGACAGGCCUCUCAUUGUGCAGUUCUGUGCCAAUGACCCAGAGGUGUUUGUCCAGGCAGCUCUCCUAGCGCAAGACCACUGUGACGCCAUUGACCUGAACUUGGGCUGCCCACAGAUGAUAGCAAAAAGAGGUCACUAUGGCGCCUUUCUGCAGGAGGAGUGGGAUCUUCUUCAAAGAAUGAUUCUGUUGGCUCAUGAGAGACUCUCCGUUCCUGUCACGUGCAAAAUCCGUGUCUUCCCUGAGAUUGACAAGACAGUGCGGUACGCCCAGAUGCUGGAGAAAGCUGGCUGCCAGCUGCUGACUGUGCAUGGGCGCACCAAGGAGCAGAAGGGGCCCCUGGCAGGAGCGGCCUCCUGGGAGCACGUCAAGGCAGUUCGGAAGGCUGUGGGAAUCCCUGUGUUUGCCAACGGGAACAUCCGGUGCCUGCAGGACGUAGAGCGGUGCAUCCAGGAAACGGGUGUGCAGGGGGUCAUGACGGCAGAGGGGAAUCUUCAUAACCCUGCCCUGUUCGAGGGCCGGAGCCCUGCGGUGUGGGAGCUGGCCGAGGAGUACCUGGCCAUUGUGCAGGAGCGCCCUUGCCCACUGUCCUACGUCCGCGCCCAUCUCUUCAAGCUGUGGCACCACACGCUGCAGGUGCAUCAGGAACUUCGAGAGGAGCUGGCCAAAGGGAAGACCCUGGAGAGCGUGGCCGCUGUGAGCCAGGCACUCAAGCUUCGGUGCCAGGAGGACAUGUCCAAGCAGCAAGAAGGAGCGAAGCCAGCUGGCAACUUACCUGCUUUCCACUGGAUCUGCCAGCCCUACAUCCGUCCAGGCCCUAGGGAGGGGAGCAAGGAGAACAGUGGUGGUCGGAGCAAGCGCGCUCUAGAGGAAGAAGAGAGCAGCAUGGACGGGCUAUCCAAGAAUAAGCUGAAGAAACAGCUGAGAAACCCUCACAAAACCUUUGACCCUUCCCUGAAGCCCAAAUAUGCCAAGUGUGACCAGUGUGGGAAUCCAAAGGGCAACAGGUGUGUGUUCAACCUAUGCCGUGGCUGCUGCAAGAAGCGAGCGUUCCGAGAGACAGCCGACUGCCCAGGUCAUGGAUUGCUUUUUAAGACCAAAUUAGAGAAGUCUCUGGCCUGGAAAGGGACCCAGCCUGCACUGCAGGAACCUCAGCAGGUGGGGCCUGAAGUCAUGGGUAGUGCCCUGGCCUGACAGCCAGCAAGAGCCAUCUACUCCAGGAAGCCACUGACACCUGGACACUCUUAAGGAAACACCUCUACUCAGGGAAUCUAUUUGACACAGAAGGACAUGUUGGUGUCUUCAGGUGGGGGCCUGGCAGUGUGACCCCAAGGGUAGCCUUGGCUGGACUUGCCCUGUCCCCACACUGUUUCCAGCAUUGAACAAUAAACAUCUCAGAGAUGCGUUUGCAAAGA
This is a messenger RNA of Acomys russatus (golden spiny mouse), 1780 nucleotides long. RefSeq names its product dihydrouridine synthase 1 like (gene Dus1l). Gene Ontology annotation, biological process: tRNA processing. The transcript has 14 exons. The record is from RefSeq and is a predicted model, not a curated record. Lineage: Eukaryota; Metazoa; Chordata; Mammalia; Rodentia; Muridae. Bases 153 to 1559 code for a protein of 468 amino acids. Gene Ontology annotation, molecular function: tRNA dihydrouridine synthase activity; flavin adenine dinucleotide binding.